Pygocentrus nattereri (red-bellied piranha) is the source of this 2757-nucleotide messenger RNA. Its product is annotated as metalloreductase STEAP2. Gene Ontology annotation, molecular function: ferric-chelate reductase (NADPH) activity; cupric reductase (NADH) activity. Lineage: Eukaryota; Metazoa; Chordata; Actinopteri; Characiformes; Serrasalmidae. Bases 171 to 1649 code for a protein of 492 amino acids. Gene Ontology annotation, cellular component: endosome; plasma membrane. The transcript is spliced from 5 exons. The record is from RefSeq and is a predicted model, not a curated record. Gene Ontology annotation, biological process: copper ion import.
CUUCCGCACCGCGUUCCAGCAGCAGCAGUAGCAGCAGGGCGAGCGCGGCACAGCCUGCGGCCGGAGGGCGGAGAGAGCAGCGCAUGGACGACAGCAGCUCCGUCUGCGGGCAGCCCCGGAGAGCCUAUGACAGUUUAUAGGAAGCAAGAUCAGGAGCUCCAGGCCUGAAAAUGGACUCCAUUUCUCUGAUGGGCAGCAGCCCUGCUACUACCAAAUCCUGUUUCUUGCCCAACGGAUUGAAGAAUGGGCCCAGGGAGGGGCCCAGCAAGCCCACAGUGGCCAUCAUUGGCUCUGGGGACUUCUCCAAGUGUUUGGCUAUUCGCUUGCUCCGCAGUGGCAUCCAUGUAGUGGUGGGUAGUCGUCAACCUAAGCGGGCAGCUGAGUUCUUUCCUCAUGUGGUGGACGUGACCCACCAUGAAGAUGCAGUGGGGAAGGCCUCCAUGCUUUUCCUGGCAAUCCGCAGAGAGCACUACCCUUCUCUCUGGGACAUUAAGCACCUCCUGGCUGGCAAGGUCUUGAUAGAUGUCAGUAACAACAGGCGUGUGAACCAAUACCCUGAAUCCAAUGCAGAGUACCUUGCUUCCCUUUUCCCCGAGUCUACUGUGGUCAAAGGGUUUAACGUUAUCUCAGCUUGGGCUAUGCAGUCAGGCCCCAAAGAUGCCAGUCGGCAGGUUUACAUCUGCAGUAACUCAGUAGAGGCACGGCAGCAGGUCAUUGAGUUGGCCCGGCAGCUUGGCUUCAUCCCAGUGGAUAUGGGCACCCUGUCCUCAGCCAAGGAGAUUGAGAACAUGCCGUUACACCUGUUCUCAGACUGGAAAGGUCCUGUUCUGACCUCUGUGGCCCUGUCCAUUUUCUUCUUCGCCUACUCUUUCGUUCGGGACAUCAUCCAUCCUUACAUGAAGAGCAGGCAAAGCUUCUUUUAUAAGAUCCCUCUGGAAAUGGUCAAUAGGACACUGCCUGUGGUGGCUAUAACUCUACUGGCACUUGUGUAUUUAGCAGGGCAGUUUGCUGCUGCACACCAGCUCUUUUACGGGACCAAGUAUAGACGCUUCCCACAUUGGCUGGAGGGCUGGCUGCAGAGCAGGAAGCAGCUGGGCCUGCUGAGCUUCUUCUUUGCAUGUGUUCAUGUGCUGUACAGUCUCUGCCUACCCAUGAGGAGAUCUGAACGAUAUCUGCUACUCAACAUGGCCUACCAGCAGGUCCAUGCUAACAUUGAAAACUCAUGGAACGAGGAGGAGGUGUGGAGAGUGGAGAUGUACGUGUCUUUUGGUAUUAUGAGUCUUGGCCUGCUCUCUCUCUUGGCGGUCACGUCCAUUCCAUCAGUAAACAGCGCCCUCAACUGGCGAGAGUUCAGCUUUAUCCAGUCUACUCUUGGCUAUAUUUCCCUGCUUAUUGCUACAUUCCAUGCCCUGUUGUUUGGCUGGAAACGGGCGUUUGAAGAGGAGGCCUAUCGUUUCUACUUGCCACCUAGCUUUGUGGUGGCUCUGGUGCUGCCUGUGACAGUGAUCGUGGGGAAAGGUGUGUUGCUGCUGCCCUGCGUGGCCUGGAGGCUGAAGAGAAUCCGCCGUGGCUGUGAGAGCAGUCAGCGCCAUGCUGACCAUGAGAGGCCUGCUGCUCAUGUGUCCCCAGAAAGGGUGACCAUCAUGUAACUGUAUCUCUGUUACACAUGGCUCAGCAGCACAACCAAAAUCAGCCUAUUCUGCAGUGCCCUGUCCUCUCUGUGACCCCUGCUUUGACCAGCCAGUAGAAGCCACUGUCUGUUUUUUUUAACAUCAUGGUUGUCACAAGGGAGCCCACGCUUUGUUUUCAUGUGGCUUUAAAGUUUUAAGUGAAUUGUCUUUCAGGCUGGUGUUUGCGUACCUUUUGACUUCUGUCCACAGGCAUUAUAAUGGUCAUCUACAGGACAAAGUGACAGUGUCAAACUCAGUAGGCAUGUGGUAGAAUUUCUUACUCAGUAUCCUGGAGCCUAUAAAUAAAACUGUAAUCUACAUUCUAUCCAUGCAAAUAUGGCCAUGCACACUCAUAGACAGUCAUUCUACCUUCAUAUAAUACCAUAGCAAUCAAAACUAGUAUAAUAUGUUAAAUGCUCCUUGAUUUUCACAAUGUUGUUAUAUGCUAGUGAUUUUUGUGAUACAUGUUGUUGUAGGUUAAUUUGUGGCUAAGUUGCUGGGCAGGUAGAAUGUAUUUGUCAAAGGAUUUGCAGCUGAUCCCACAAAGCAAUAUCGGCUAACAAGACCUGAAGCCACUGUACAGCCUCAGCACUCUUCUAUAAAGGAUCAUCAGACUACAGAACUGAUAAUAAGAUAUUUUGUUUCUUUUUGUGUAACUAAAUGUAAACUUGUAUUGCACAUUUCCAUGUGCCCCUAAUGUACUGUUGCCACAAGUGUUCAGUAUAAAAUCUGUCCCAUUUAGUGUCUGGAAAUCACAAAGAUGAAGGGAAAUAAACUCAUAAUGCUCUGCUGUCCCACAUGAACAUGGGACAAACAAAAAAAUCAUAAUAAUCUCUUAACUUUAUUAACUUGAUGCUAUUGAUAAUAGUGGUGUAACAUGGUGGGGUAGUGAAGCUAACUUUGGGGUCCAUUUGUGACACACUAAUGUGUACUGAUCAGGUAAUCUGAUACAUUGAAAUUCAGUUUGAUACUAAUCUAAUGUAACUUUGUGAUAUCUCCCAGUUGAGACACUAUAACCUGUUUGCUGUAGCUGUGGCAUUUUUUGUCAGCUGUGCCAAAGCACAAAAUAAAAGAACGAAACAUAAAA